Molecule: messenger RNA, 1434 nt
Organism: Penicillium coprophilum
Lineage: Eukaryota; Fungi; Ascomycota; Eurotiomycetes; Eurotiales; Aspergillaceae
Product: FAD-binding oxidoreductase
Exons: 3
Coding region: 1-1434 (477 amino acids)
Molecular function (GO): FAD binding; oxidoreductase activity
Source: RefSeq, a predicted model, not a curated record
AUGUCGGAGAUAAAUGCUGCAGCCCUCGAGGCUCUGCGGAGCCGCAUAAAGACCGCGACUAUUUAUACCCCUGAAUCGGAUGGUUACAAAGACGUUCUAGUCCGCUGGUCGGAUACUGGAAUGAAAUAUGCGGGCGUUGUAGUCCAACCCGUAGAUGCCGUCGAUGUCUCGAUCGCGCUGUCCUGGGCACAAGAGUAUACUAUCGAUCUCGCUGUUAAAGGUGGGGGCCAUUCGGCUGCCGGCACAAGCUCGAGCGACGGUGGCCUGGUCAUUGACCUGUCGCGCAUGAACAAAGUGACGGUGGAUAUCGGGCGGAAGACCAUCACCGCCCAGGGUGGAGCGACAUGGAAGGAUGUCGACGAAGGCGGUGCAGCCCACGGUUUGGCAGCGGUAGGGGGCACUGUGAACCACACCGGCAUUGGAGGUCUCACCUUAGGAGGUGGUUAUGGCUGGCUCAGUGGACAGUACGGCCUCACUAUUGACAAUCUCCUAUCAGCGACUGUCGUUUUAGCCGAUGGUCGUAUUGUCACGGCCUCUGCCACCGAGAACGCCGACUUGUUCUGGGGGUUGCGAGGUGCAGGGUACAACUUUGGUGUCGUAGUAGACUUCACCUACCAGGGCUAUGACCAGAAAGAUCCGGUAUACUCUGGCAUCCUUGGCUUCACUGCCGACAAGUUGGAAGGGGUGAUCGAUGCGUUGAACGAAUCUCUGGCAAAGCCCGACACUCGCUUUGUUGCGAUGUCUAUUUUUGCGUUGGCACCAGAUGGGUCUGGGCCGAUGAUCGUCGUGAUUGGAUUCUUCAACGGCUCACGCGAAGAAGGCGAAGAGAAAUUCACCAGCUUCACAGCUCUCGAGCCAGUUAUGAACACCCUUGAUAUGAUCCCAUACCCUGUGGUGAACACCCUCCAGAACCCUCAAGCGACCUACGGUGAUCGAAAGUCCUUUAAAGGCAUUUUCUACGAGCCACCUUUGGAUCCUCACUUUGCGAGGGUGAUCUUCAAUGAUUUCAUGAACAAGAUUCAAGAAGAACCAGACCUCAAGGCGUCUGCCAUUAUUCUCGAGUUCACCGACAUGCGGAAAAUUUGCGAAGUGCCUCUGACCGCAACCGCGUUGGCCAGUCGAAAUUCGACUCAGAAUGGUAUCAUCUUUCUAAGAUGGACCGACCCAUCCAAAGACCUGGUGCACCGUGCCUGGGCACGAGAAGUCCAGGCCAAGUGGAAAGUUGAAUUGGAUGCCAGAACCAAAGACCAGGGUGUAGAUUCGAGUGUGCCUCAGUACAUCAACUAUGCAGAACCUGGUGACUCUGUUGUAAGCAAUAUCUUCGGCGGUAAUCUCGGAAGGCUGCAAGAAUUGAAGGCAAAGUACGACCCAAAGAAUGUUUUCCACAAGAUGCAGCCGAUCCCAACGGGCGCAUCCGCUAGCAAGAAGGAAUAG